AAGUGAUGCAUGCUCUUCUUUUCAGCUGCUUAUCUUGAUAUAUAGUGAUCUUUCUAGAAAUUUACAGGUCCAGUGCAGAGCUAUCCUUAUUGUGGGCGUGAUUGUUUUGUUUUGUUUUCCCUUGUCUCUUGCAGCAGUGGGAGAUGCAAAAUCCAUCCUACAAACACAGCGCGGAUUCUUCCAUCCCAAUGCUUCCCAAUCCUCCUUUUCUGAGAAAUGAACACACAUAUAGACGAUAAUGGGAAGUUGAAUGGAUCAUACAGAAUGGAAGACCAUGAUGAGGUCUGCUUGGGUUGAGAUAGUCCAUGCAAAACACUGGUUUGUCAUCUCGGGAUCAGAAUCUAUCUGCCAUUGUCACUUGAGAUGCUAACAGUAUAUUAUAUAGACAGACAGACCGGCAUAAUACGAAGAGACAUGGAUAUAACCGCAUACUUAGAUGGAGAUGGAGAUAGCAACGAGGUUAUAAUCGCCAGCCGAGACUCGCAUCGCAAUACAACCAGACAUGACAGAAUCACAAAAUCUCCAUCAAAAGUGCCUUUGCUUUUCCAUCCAGAUGUAAACAUUAUGAAUUCUCCUUUUCGCUAUGUCUCAGUGGUUGCUCCCGGAUCAACGGCUGCCAAUGCGUCCCGAUCUGCAUUUAAAUUUGACGUCGCCAAUGGGACGUUCAUCCGUUGAAGCGAUCUGCUGCUGAUCAUGUUAUGUAUCAAGUGUCCAGUGUCCCUAGGAAGAAAUACUCCUACUUC
Molecule: messenger RNA, 743 nt
Organism: Monascus purpureus
Lineage: Eukaryota; Fungi; Ascomycota; Eurotiomycetes; Eurotiales; Aspergillaceae
Source: the annotation of a GenBank genome assembly